Molecule: messenger RNA, 1986 nt
Organism: Sorghum bicolor (sorghum)
Lineage: Eukaryota; Viridiplantae; Streptophyta; Magnoliopsida; Poales; Poaceae
Product: premnaspirodiene oxygenase
Exons: 2
Coding region: 220-1821 (533 amino acids)
Molecular function (GO): oxidoreductase activity, acting on paired donors, with incorporation or reduction of molecular oxygen; heme binding; monooxygenase activity
Source: RefSeq, a predicted model, not a curated record
UCGUCUUUUUCUGAAUUUCGACUAGCCAAUAGCCAUAUGGCAACGCAUGCACGCAGUCAGUAAUUAAUCUGUGAUGUACAAUACCCACAUGAAUACAUACCUGGCUAUAUAUAUACAUAUGUAUAGUGCCCCCAAUACGGGCCACACACAGCAGCAGCUCAAUCGUGCUAGCUAGCUGCGAGCAGGUGUACACGUACACACACAAUUAAGUCACCAACAAUGGAAGUGUUCCAACCCCUCCUCGUCGUCUCCGCCAUUGCCGUGGCCCUAGUGCACCUCCUCAGGCACCUGAUGGUGAGGCCUACUAGCAGCAGGCACCCGCCGGGGCCGUGGAAGCUUCCGGUGAUCGGCAGCAUGCACCACCUGGUGAACGUGCUCCCGCACCGCGCGCUCCGGGACCUCGCCGGCGUCCACGGCCCGCUCAUGAUGCUGCAGCUGGGCGAGACCCCGCUGGUGGUCGCGUCGUCCAGGGAGAUGGCGCGCCAGGUGCUCAAGACGCACGACGCCAACUUCGCCACCCGCCCCAAGCUCCUCAGCGGCGAGAUCGUCCUCUACCGCUGGGCCGACAUCCUCUUCUCGCUGUCCGGCGAGUACUGGCGCAAGCUCCGCCAGCUCUGCGCCGCCGAGGUCCUCAGCCCAAAACGUGUCCUCACCUUCCGACACAUCAGGGAACAGGAGAUGGCGAGUCAUGUGGAAAGGAUACGAGCAGCCGGGCCAUCGACGGCCGUGGACCUCAGCGAGACAUUCUACAACCUGGCGAUCAGCAUCGUCUCCCGCGCAUCCUUCGGCAACAAGCAGAGGAACGCCGGCGGGUUCCUGACGGCGAUGAAAGCCGGCGUCGCGCUGUCCAGCGGCUUCAAGCUCCCCGACCUCUUCCCCACCUGGCGGCCCGUGCUCGCCGCGGUGACCGGCAUGCGGCGCACGCUGGAGGACAUCCACAGGACGGUGGACUCCACCCUGGAGGAGGUCAUAGAGGAGAGGACGCGUGCCCGGGACGAGAAGCUGCAGGCAACGAUAAGGUCAUCGUUGUCUGGCCGAAGCCCAACAGACACCGCCGCCGCCGCCGACGACGACGACGAGAACCUCGUCGACCUCCUCAUCGGCCUGCAGGAGCGAGCUUCUUCUUCCUCAGGGUCGUCGUCGUUCCACCUCAACCGGAACAGCAUCAAGGCGAUCAUAUUCGACAUGUUCACCGCCGGGACGGGCACGCUGGCGUCGUCGCUGGACUGGGGCAUGUCGGAGCUGAUGAGGAACCAGAGGGUGAUGGGCAAGCUGCAGCGCGAGGUCCGGGAGGCGUUCCGGGGACAGGCGGCCGUCUCGGAGGCCGACAUCCAGGCGGCCGACCUGCCGUACCUGAAGCUCGUGAUCAAGGAGACGCUCCGGCUGCACCCGCCGGUGCCGCUGCUGGUGCCGCGGGAGAGCAUCGACGAGUGCGAGAUCGAGGGCUACACGAUUCCGGCGAGGUCCCGGGUGAUCGUCAACGCGUGGGCUGUCGGAAGAGACCCCAAGUACUGGGAGGACGCCGACGAGUUCAAGCCCGAGAGGUUCGACGGCGACGUCGCUGCUGAUUUCAUGGGGGGUAGCUACGAGUACAUACCGUUCGGUGCUGGACGGAGGAUGUGCCCGGGGAUUUCCUAUGGGCUGCCGGUCUUGGAGAUGGCGAUCGUGCAGCUCCUCUACCACUUUGAUUGGUCCCUGCAGGAGGGUGUCGAUGAGGUUGACAUGACAGAGGCACCUGGCCUUGGUGUCCGCCGCAAGUCGCCUCUGAUGCUCUGUGCUACCCCGGUCGUUUCCCGCGAAACCAGCAGGGUGCCAAGCUAGAAAUUAACUGUAUAGGUUGGUUAAAAUGUGUCUUCCACUAUUUUUAGUACAUCACAUAGCCACCACCAUGUUAAGUAGUAGUACUAGUUCUCACGAUAUAUAUAUGCGAGAAAGAAAAUAAAAAAGACAUGUAUAUAUUUCAUGUUAAAAUGAUUUCAGAUAACA